UUGUUUAUUUUGCUUUUGCAGUUACAGCCACGUAAGAGUGUGCUGAAAUUAGGGUGCAGAAAGGUGGCAAAUGUUAUGAUAAUCUUAAUACAUAUAUAAUCUGAGAAUAUUAUAAUAGGAAGCGUCACAUGGUGUACGAUGGCAGCUAAAGGUUUUGAUCACUUUCUACCUGGAAUAGUCGUUACAGCCGCCAUCGACCUUGGCACAACGUUGUCCGGCUAUGCGUUUGCAUUUAGGGAUAACCCGUAUAGAGUUUAUGCAAGCGUCUGGAAGUCAAGAACCACUGGAGACUUCGAAGCAGCCAAAACGCCAACAACGCUACUGCUUCGCCCAAGUGGCGAGUUUGAUUCUUUCGGAAUGGAAGCCGAAGAGAAAUAUUCCGAACUAACAGAAGAUGAUAUGCAUCAUGGCUGGUUUUUCUUUCAGAACUUCAAAAUGGAACUCUACAAACAUAAAAAACUUUCUAGGAUGACAAAGUUGAAAGACAAUGAAGGCAAAGAAAUGGCAGCUAUGGAUAUAUUCACAAUGGCAAUAAAGUAUAUAAAGGACAAGUUGACAGAAGAAACAAGACUAGGUAAAACAGAUCUUGAAGAACAUGAGAUACUCUGGGUAUUGACGGUCCCAGCUAUAUGGUCAGAUGCAGCAAAACAAUUUAUGAGGGAAGCAGCACAAAAGGCUGGUAUAUCUGGAAAUCAACUGAAACUGGUACUUGAGCCAGAAGCUGCGAGUCUUUACUGCCAGGCAGACUACACCCGCAGGGAUGUGCAAGCCGGGGCACUCGUGGAACUUAAAUCUUUCCAAGUCGGCCUAAAGUAUAUAGUUGCUGAUCUUGGAGGCGGAACAGCUGACAUUGCUACCCAUCAAGUUCUUGAGGAUGGAAGUUUGCGAGAAAUAUACCGUUCCACUGGCGAUGCUCUUGGUGGAAACAGAGUGAACAUAGCUUUUCUUACAUUUCUGGAUAACUUGUUCGGCGAACAGGUUAUGUCGUCUUUUCAUCGCAAUGCCAGGGGAGACUACUUAGAUUUCGUUCGUGAAUUUGAAUGUAAGAAGAAACUUGUGAAAGCGGAGGAGCCAACGGCUAUGAAACUCAGAUGCCCUACAUCGCUUAUAGAAUGUCUUCAGGAGACAAGAAAAUUGACAUUUCAGCAGUGUGUUGAAGAAGAAAGGUAUAAAAAACUGAUAGAACUGAAAAGAGACAAGAUUCAGAUCAGCCCAAAACUGGUGAAUAUAUUUUUCAAUGAACCAGUUGAGGAAAUCAUCAAGCUUCUGAAAGAGAUCAUUCAAGCUGAGAAAUUUGAGAUUGACACCGUUCUGUUAGUUGGUGGGUUUUCAGACUCCCCCUACGUAAGGGAACGGAUUGUAAGGGAAAUCAAACGGGAAGCGCCAGAAAUAGAUGUGGUAAAACCGCUAGAUGCUGGAUUACAUGUCCUGAAAGGGGCGGUGUUAACGACCUUGAGACCAAAUCAUAUCAGCGAGAGAAUUUCACGAUACACGUAUGGAUUUAGAGUUGCUGUUCCUUUUGAUGAAAGGCAGCACCCAGAACACUUGAAAGACAAACGUGCAAGUGGGGCAGAGUAUUGUUCUGACAUCUUUCAUAAAUGCAUUGAAAUCGGGCAAAGGUUGAAAUUUGGUGACACAAUAAAAUGCGAGUUUCAUGGACAAAGAGAGCACAUAAGGAGCAAGUUAGAAGCAUGUAGCACGGAAUUAUAUCGGUCAGUGCUUGCUAAUCCUAGAUAUUGUACACCAGAGGAAGGUUGUGAAAGGGUUGGAGUUGUAACCCAUCAUCCGCCAAUGGAGGGCUGGGGAAAUAUAGUCAUGUUUACCGCAGAGGUAUAUAUUGGAGAGACGGAGUUCAAAAUUUCUGUAAUAAACGGAACAACACAGGAACUUCUAGAAACUUCAAUUGACUUUUUAGAUCACUAGGCAUCUGGGCAGAUAGAAUUCCAGUUAGGGCUUGAAACCAAUGCACGGGUUUAAUCAUAGUAUCAAUUAAAAUAUGUUCUUGACUUUUCGGACUGUAUUGUAUAAAUACAGAUUCAGAUAUUACACUAAGUGCAAUAGUAUCUAUUUACGUUUGUGUGAUUUAGAGAAACGCGUCAGGAAUGACAAUCUCUGUUUGGCAUUUGUUUUCAAUUCAAAAUUAUGUCUCUGUGUAAUGAUAUUCCUGGAAAGAGCUGCAUGUUGGUCCUGAUAUUAUACUUUUAAUGUCUAACGAACCGGUAUAUAACAUUAAAUGCUCUUCGAGACUGAACCAGAGCUUAAAGUGAUUCUUUCUGAUGAAGGUCACACAGUGGCAUGUUAUUAUAAAUACAUUAUUUGCAUAACAGGUGUUAGGCAUUUUAUAUAUGUACAUACUAUAGUUAUGUAAAUAAACAUGACUCUACAAUAUGGUUUAAAAUAUAUUUAUUCAACUGAAAUUAGUUUUACAUACAGGUUUUGCGCGCAUUCAUUCGUGUAAAAAAUCAAGGAUUAAAAUCCAACAGGAAAAGCCUCAUUCAAAGAACGCAGCCGCAAGGAAAUAUGGGUAUGUGUAACCAUAUACUAGUACCUUGUGACUGAGCACAUGUACACAUUAACACAAACGAAUGCAAAAAAAAAAAACAGAAGUAACAAACAGACACAAACCAUCCAUGAAAAAGGAAAAAAUAGGGUACCUCCUUGGAACGGUCAGUUGCAAAAACUUCACGGGAGAGUUUAAACUAGUUUACUUGCAUCAAAACUUACUCUUUUACCCCCACCGUAAGAAAGUGUAAAAAGAAUGACUCCCAGUCAGGUUAAUCCCUUACACACGGAACAGUAACCACAGGAACACAUUGUAAAACAUAAAAUACGCAAAGGUUUAUAAAUCAAAACGCAUGAUCCCGUAAAUAUAUGUACCUGAUGACUUUGCAGAAGCCAGAAACCUGUUCCGUCAUCGCACAAUCAAAGAGGAAAGCGUAGAGACUAACUGUAAAAGGGCCGAAUACUAAACAUGAAGUGCUGCUCAAAACAAUGCGGUCAUAGCCUCUUGCAAUAAAGCUUUUGAUAAUUUUAGAAUAUAAUGCAUGGAAAUGGCUCUGCCUGAGAAUUUACGAAGUUUGUAAAUAGCAUCUCUAUAAAAAAUCAGGUUGUGAAAUACCUUGUCGCAGGAGAGACUUUAUAGAACUUGUAAAAGUUGUUAUUAUGACGGUACUGGCGUCUGAUAUCGAGAUAAAAGCCGGCAUGAUAUCAUUGAAAAUGAUCGGUACUAUCAACACAAUAUUUCUUUCGUUUACAGUUAGUUUCAAAAAAGGUUUAUUUUGUUAGCUUACAACCAGAUAUAAUAAAAUUCGCAUGCCA
Messenger RNA from Mercenaria mercenaria, 3318 nucleotides. Its product is annotated as heat shock 70 kDa protein 12A-like. NCBI's taxonomy places the organism in Eukaryota, Metazoa, Mollusca, Bivalvia, Venerida, Veneridae. Bases 139 to 1923 code for a protein of 594 amino acids. Gene Ontology annotation, molecular function: ATP binding; ATP-dependent protein folding chaperone. The transcript has 5 exons. The record is from RefSeq and is a predicted model, not a curated record.